AUGUCAAGUCGUCUCAUCGUCAAUACACCAUAUUAUUCGGCUCGCCAGUAUGUAGGGGGCGCUGGAAUCGGUAUCUUCCUCGACGACGCUGCGACCGACGGGGUUCCUGGCCGAAGACCACCACCAAUGAAGCCACCAAUUGAGGAAGGAAUGAUCAAUGUUUUUGAGCAAGCAGAUGAAGAAACUGUCAACAACUGGAAGAGGAUGCUAGGGAAGAUUCUUGUUGAGCAGAUAGUUCGACCUGAUGUAAAACGACAGUGGGAUCGAUUCACGGGCAAUCCUGACUCUGCUGCCCUGCAUGAUUUUCCUCGCCACUACGUCCUUUGGGUGCACAAGACUGGGAAGACCUACGAUCUGCGCGCUCUAAACAUGUUCACCAAUUCCGUUCGCCUGCAGAAUUUGCGCUUCACGUAG
Molecule: messenger RNA, 414 nt
Organism: Fibroporia radiculosa
Lineage: Eukaryota; Fungi; Basidiomycota; Agaricomycetes; Polyporales; Fibroporiaceae
Exons: 3
Coding region: 1-414 (137 amino acids)
Source: RefSeq, a predicted model, not a curated record